Messenger RNA from Naegleria gruberi, 486 nucleotides. RefSeq lists its product as uncharacterized. NCBI's taxonomy places the organism in Eukaryota, Heterolobosea, Eutetramitea, Acrasida, Naegleriidae. The record is from RefSeq and is a predicted model, not a curated record. The coding region runs from base 1 to 486 and encodes 161 amino acids. The transcript has a single exon.
AUGGGUAAAUUCAAAACUCUUGUCAGAGCAUUAGCAAUUCCAGCUGCAGCAGCAAGUUUCAUUCCAUUCGCCUUGGGUGUUUGUUCAUUGGGUGUAACUGCUCGUUUCCAUGGCAGUAACAUCAACUAUGAAGCUUACAUUUUCGAUGCCUUGUUUGUCAUCUUGUGGUUGGGAACUUUCGCCAUGUCCUUGGCUACUCUCCUCCUUCCUCACUGGAGAUUUGGUAUUCCAUACUUGAUUUGGAGUUCUUUAACUUUAGGUUUCUCAUUCGGUUAUGCUCUCUUCUGGAGUCCUUACAUGAGAAAUGCAACUGCCUUAAAGUCAUAUACUGGAGCAGGUGCAGCUGAUCACUUGGCAUUCUCUACAGGUAUAAUUGGUAGCGUACUAGGUACUAUUCCAGUAGCUCAUGCUGGUAUUGCUGCAGCUAGAGGAAGAAAGACUUCAAUGGUUAAGACUAAUCAACCAGUUGCUACUACAUAUGCUUAA